Messenger RNA from Rhododendron vialii, 1839 nucleotides. RefSeq names its product glutamate receptor 2.2-like. The coding region runs from base 1030 to 1839 and encodes 269 amino acids. The transcript is spliced from 5 exons. The record is from RefSeq and is a predicted model, not a curated record. Gene Ontology annotation, cellular component: plasma membrane. Gene Ontology annotation, molecular function: signaling receptor activity; ligand-gated monoatomic ion channel activity. Lineage: Eukaryota; Viridiplantae; Streptophyta; Magnoliopsida; Ericales; Ericaceae.
UAUCGGGUAAAAAUGGCAGUGGCUUAAUAGAAGUUGAUGUUGGGGUGAUUCUUGAUGCGGAUGAUCAUAUGGUUGGAAAGGUUAGCCAGACUUGUAUAUCUAUGGCCCUUGAAGAUUUCUAUGCAUUAAAUCAAAAUCAUGGAACAAGAAGAAUGAUUGUACUUCACAAAAGGGAUUCCAAGGGUGAUGUUGUGGAGACAGCAUCUGCCGCCAUAGACUUGCUGAAAAAUGUCCAAGUACAGGCAAUACUAGGUCCACAAACAUCCUCAGAAGCAGAAUUUGUGAUUAACAUUGGGAACAAAAUGCAAGUUCCCAUCAUUAAUUUCUCAAGCGAUGAGUCCUUCUCUCUAACCCGCGGAAAACCCGUACUUCAUUCGAGGGGCACAGAGUAGCUCUUCUCAGGUCGAAUCCAUUACUUCUAUAGUUCAGGCCUUCGGUUGGAGGGAGGUAGUGUUGAUUUAUGAAGACACCAACUAUGGGAGGGGCUUAGAGCCCUUUUUAACUGAUUCUUUCCAGGGAUCAGUACUCAAGUCAGGCAUCAGAGUGUUUUUGUCUCUUUCAGCUAUAGAUGAUCAUAUCCUUCAAGAACUCUACAAGCUCAUGACAAUGCAAACCAGGGUUUUCGUGGUGCAUAUGUUACCAUUUCUUGCUUCUCGUUUUUUCACAAAAGUGAAACAAGCUGAAAUGACGAACACGGGAUAUGCCUGGAUCAUUACAGAUGGGCUUACAUUUCUCUUGGAUUAUAUGGAUCUUAUAGUUAUAAAUUCUACGCAAGGGGUGAUAGGUGUGAAACCUUAUGUUCCAAAGUUUAGUCAGCUUGAAAACUUCAAAGUGAGAUGGAGAAAGAGAUUUCGUCAAGAAAAUCUAGACGUGGAUAGAUUUGAAAUGAAUGCGUUUAGGCUAUGGGCAUAUGAUAGCGUCACAGCGUUAGCAAUGGCCAUAGGGAGAUCUGGUAUUGGUGUAUCAAAGUUCAAGAAACUUGUUGCUAAAGAGAACUAAACAGAUUUAGCAGCAAUUGGAAUCUUAGAAAUGGGACCAAGGCUCCUUCAAUCACUCCAGAACAUUGAAUUCAAUAGGUUGAGUGGUAAAUUUCAUCUAUUUAUUGGACAGUUACAACCCUCAUCCUUUCAAAUAGUCAAUGUAAUUGAGAAAGGGGACAGGAAAAUUGGAUUUUGGACUCGAAAAUAUGGCAUAUCAAAACAUCUGAGCUUGCCAAGUAGUAAGAGUUACUCGACCAACAAAGAUGAUCUUGCAGCUAUCAUAUGGCUUGGUGAAUCAAAUGUUGUGCCUAAAGGUUGGGAGAUGCCGAUCGAUGAAGCAAAGUUGAGGGUUGGGGUUCCUGUCAAAAAUGGCUUUAGUGAAUUUGUCCCAAUGGAAAGGAAUUCUCAAACGAAUGCUAUGAUUGCCACUGGUUUCUGCAUAGAUGUGUUCAAAGAAGUCAUGGACCAUUAUUUGCCAUAUGCUGUCCCCUACAAGUUUCUUCCCUUUGAAACUCCUGAUGGUGAAUGCGUUGGAAGUUACAAUGAUUUUGUGUAUCGGGUCUUUCUUGGGAAUUAUGAUGUUAUUGUAGGUGAUAGAACCUUUCUAUCAAACAGAUCUUGGUUUGUUGAUUUUACAUUGCCAUACAUGGGGUCCAGUGUGGCAAUGGUCGUUCCAUUCGAAGAUGACAGGAAGAAUUCAUGGAUUUUCAUGAAACCCCUAAAAAUGGAUUUGCGAGUAACAACAGUGCUUUUCUUCAUCUUGACUGCCCGGUUCAUUCUUUGUAUCGAUUUUGGAUCAUACAUAACCCAGUUCGCAGUUGAUAAGGCUAAAUUCGGCUGCCUUUUUUGCAGUGGUUAA